This is a messenger RNA of Neoarthrinium moseri, 942 nucleotides long. RefSeq lists its product as uncharacterized. NCBI's taxonomy places the organism in Eukaryota, Fungi, Ascomycota, Sordariomycetes, Amphisphaeriales, Apiosporaceae. The record is from RefSeq and is a predicted model, not a curated record. Gene Ontology annotation, molecular function: heme binding; oxygen binding. Bases 1 to 942 code for a protein of 313 amino acids. The transcript is spliced from 3 exons.
AUGCGCGUAUCUAAGGCCGUCAUUGCCGCCGCAGCUGCAAGCACUGCGAGUGCGCAGCGCCCCAGCAACACUUCUAUUUGCGACUACUAUACCACCGCGUUGUUGAAGGAGAACACGGCUGACAACCAGUACACUCUCUUGACUCUUGUGGUCAACACUGUAGUCAUUGGAAACUACACCAUGCCCAACGUUGGCAUCAAGGUUCCCGGUAUCCUGGCACCAGGAAUGGUGAACGGAACCGAAGUCAACCUCCUCCCAUACUUCGACGGAGAGCUCGCAUCGAGCAACCGUGGUGGCGACAAGGGUGUUGCUAUCAACUUCCUUGACGGUGGCGGUGCUGCGCCUCUGAUGAAGAACAUGCCUGCCGAAGACAACACCUCUAUGCAGUACUUCCUCCUCACCCAUCUUUACCAGUUCUUCGGCUCUCUGCUGGGCUGCUCCCAGCAGGGUAUGCCUGGAUUCGACGCCUUCACUGGUCACGGAUCCAUGUACGAGGUUCACAAGUUCAUGGCCCUCAACCCUUACGAGUUGACGUACUUCAUCCAGCAGGUCGGCAUGGCCGCCGCCUCCUUUGGAGUUGCUGAUGCCGAUGUCACUGCUGUUGGCGCGGCUCUUACCUCCCUGUUCACUUACCGGUGCGCACCGCCGACCACUGUCAUCCCCGCCCAGGGCCCUCUGUUGCAGUCAAUCUGCAUCGACGGCGCUUGCCCCAUCUCCCCCAACGCGACUUGCGAUCAGUACCAGCCCGUCAUGGUUCCCACCAAUGCCACCACCAACGCCACUGCUACUUCUCCGGGCUCGAUCGGCACUGCUACCUCUUCAGGCUCAUCGAUGACUGGUACUUCGACGUCCAGCCCCUCGACUAUGCCCACCGCUGGCGCCGUUGCCAACGGCUUGAGCUUGGCCGCCGUUGUUGGUGGUAUUGCCGCCUUCCUGAUUUAA